Molecule: messenger RNA, 3189 nt
Organism: Carassius auratus (goldfish)
Lineage: Eukaryota; Metazoa; Chordata; Actinopteri; Cypriniformes; Cyprinidae
Product: vesicle-associated membrane protein-associated protein B-like
Exons: 6
Coding region: 245-973 (242 amino acids)
Biological process (GO): endoplasmic reticulum membrane organization
Cellular component (GO): endoplasmic reticulum membrane; plasma membrane
Molecular function (GO): FFAT motif binding
Source: RefSeq, a predicted model, not a curated record
AUCAGUCGCCACUACUCAGUGCAUACUGCAGGGGCAGUGACGUCACAGCCAGCCUCUCUUCCUGCUGCAUCACAACAGUCGCUGGUGGAUCGGGUAACACUGAGCUAUUUCCACUGCCUUGUGGAGUUUUUAUUUCAAUAAAUGUAACAGAAGUCCUCAUCGACAGCCUCAGCCGUUAAGCCCGUCACCUUCAGUUCGAGCGGACGUCAGCGCAGCAGUCGACUCGUUUGAAGCGCAGUGGGAGAUGGCCAGGCAAGAGCAGGUCCUGCUUCUAGAACCGCAGCACGAACUGAGGUUUCGAGGUCCAUUUACAGAUGUGGUGACCGCCACCCUAAAGCUUGCUAACCCCACAGACAGAAAUGUGUGCUUUAAAGUAAAGACGACUGCACCGCGCCGAUACUGUGUGCGGCCAAACAGCGGAGUGAUUGAUGCUGGAACCUCAAUCAACGUCUCUGUGAUGCUGCAACCAUUCGAUUAUGAUCCGAAUGAGAAAAGCAAACACAAGUUCAUGGUACAGUCUCUGCUGGCUCCACCUGACAUGACGGACACUGAGGGAGUGUGGAAGGACGCCAAGCCCGAGGAUCUGAUGGACUCCAAGCUGAGAUGUGUCUUUGAGAUGCCCUCUGAAAAUGAGAAAACACAUGAAAUGGAAAGCAAUAAGAUAUCCUCCAGUCUAUCAAAGUCGGAAUCAUCCACAUUGUCCAUGAAGUCCAUGGUCAGUCUGGAUGAUGGAGAGGUGAAGAAGAUCAUGGAGGAAUGUAAAAGACUGCAGACGGAGGUGCAGCGGCUACGAGAGGAGAACAAACAGAUCAGGGAAGAUGAUGGUCUGCGGAUGAGGAAGAGCACAGUAAUGUCCGCUCCGCACUCAUCUCCAGCGAUGAGAGUGAAGGAGGAGGGGCUGAGCACCAGGGUGAUCGCUCUAAUUGUGCUGUUUUUUGUCGUGGGUGUCAUCGUAGGCAAGUUGGCCUUGUAAAUUCCAAGAGGGGAUCACUGCAAGCAUGCAUUGCGGAUGUAACAAAAACAAACCAGAAAAGUAACCAAUGCAGAAUUCGUUUAAUCCGAGUACCAUAUCAUUUGGGUAGUUUUGGAUUAGUGAGGUGUGUAAAAUUAAUAAAGAGAUCAAGGAAUUUCAUCAUGUUAUGUGCAAAGAAAAAAAUCAUCAAACUAAUAAUAAUCUGACACAGCUCUUGCCUCAAAAUUGUGAAAUCAUUCUGGCCCCUGUUCCUUAAUUUUUUCUGAUGCAAGUACAAAUAGAUAACAAAUGUCAUAGAUUUUAACACUAAAAAUGUUGUAGGGAUUUUCUAACACCAGAUGUGCGAUUGAGUUGUGGUAGAGUGAAUGUUGUUUUAUCACUUUUUUUUCUCUCAGUGGGUCAAAAGCUAAUUGAGUCUGUAUACAAAUGCUAAACGUCUUUGAAAUGCGUCACAUGUGCAUUUAAUUUAUGCAUAUGCAGACUUCCUGCAUUAAAGCAGCAGUUCACUGAAGUUCAGCCUGUAUAUUUUCAAUCCCUCUUCAGGUUAAUGAUAAAACGAGCCUUCUGGUUUUUCCCUAGUCACACGGUUGUUUAAAUAGCAUGCAUUUUAUAUCUUCCAUCCUCCUCCGUUCAGUCCGACUGAUAUGUUUGAGUACCAGCAGCACGUACUAUGAUUCAACAUAUAGUUCCUCGGCGAAUCAGAUAAUGUCACUAAAUAUCCAUGUUUUUAUCACCGUUUCACACAUAUGUUCACUUGCAAUCAGCCACCAAUUGACAUCCAAAUGCCAAAACCACCCAUAGUGGCUUGGGUCACAAUUGGAUUCUUUUGGGAUUCAAACAUCUUUAAUUAAAAAAGCGAGGAGAUGUAUUGUUAAUGACUGAUCUUUCAAUCUGCUGUUACUGGGAAAGUGUUGGUGAAACCGAAAACAUUAUUUGCUCCAAAAACCAUUUGAAACAACAUUUCUCUGAACUGCUGUGUAUGUCGGUAAGGCACAGGGCUGACGCUUUUUGAAACCCACACUUUCGAUGAAGCUUUGCACAAAACAAGUUCCCUGUCAGAAUCAGAAUCACCUUUCAUUAUUGUCGAUUUCUUUUGGUAAGGGAUAUGCGCUUGAAUGCAUGGCUCUGUUGAGAGCAAAAAAAGGACUUUAUAUUUUAUUAAGCUGCUCCAUAGGUGAAAUAUCCUUUUCAGGCACCUCUGUUUCCGUUUUGCUGCCUGUAGACCAGAGUUAAUUUAUUGAUCAAGUCAUUAUAUACAGUAAUAGUGCAGCUGCUAAGCAUACUUUUGAUGCACCAUGUACAUGCAACUUGUUGAAGGUCUCUCUCCCUAUGAACUUUCUGUCUGAAGAUGCCACGAGGAGAGUUUACAGGUCCAUAAACACUUUACCCACUAAAAAAAAAGAACAAAAAAGUAGUUAAAGGUAUAGUUAACCCAAACUUUAACAUUUUGUCAUAAUGUUCAUGUUGUUCCAGCUCUUUUUUGUGAAACACAAAGAUUUGCUUUUCCUCCAUACCGAGGAAAGUAGAUGGUGAUGAAGAAGCACCAUGCAGGUAUUAUAAAACUCGUCCAAACAUCUUUUGCGCUGUAUUCCAAGUUGUCUGAAGCCAUAUGAAUAGUUGGGGUUUGCAUGAUAUUCUAUGUUGGCAGACUAUAUGAAAUAAUGAUACAUUAACAUUUUAGAGCUCCUAGGUAAGGUUACUAGUGGAAAAUAUCUGCUAUCAUAUGACUUCAGCAUAUAGUGCAGAUGUUGUCUGGAUCACAUUUAUGUUUUUUUUGCUUUCUUGUUCUUUUCAAGAUAAAUCCCCAUUUACUUUUAUGGAAAAGAACAGCUUGGACAUUCUGCGUGGCAUCUCCUUUUGGGUUUCAAGUGAAUAAAAUGAGGUUGGAACAACAUGACAGGGAUUAAACGGUGACAAAAUGUUGAUUCUUGAGCCAACUAUUCCCUUAAAAACUGACACAUGUGAGUAUUGUAACCUGUAUUUUAGCCAUGCCAAGCCUACACCUCAUUUCCAGAUAAAUGCAUGGCUUCAAUAUGCCUUGUCGGUGGUCUGAAAUGUACACAACACUGGUUUAUCUCACAGCAUAUGGCAUUAAAAUACACUCCUGACAUUUCUGCACUGUUUUCCUGAGCCCUCUGUUUCUUUGCUGUCCUCUGAUGUUAAUUUAGUUGUUUUGUCUGGAUUUAAGUUAUGAAUAAAGCUUUUAUUGCACAGAA